Messenger RNA from Blepharisma stoltei, 1384 nucleotides. NCBI's taxonomy places the organism in Eukaryota, Ciliophora, Heterotrichea, Heterotrichida, Blepharismidae. The record is from the annotation of a GenBank genome assembly.
AUGGCUUCAUAUCUUCCCGCACAAUUAAACAUUGAUAUCUUAAUCAAAAAGGCGCGAAAUAAUAAUAUGACUGAUAUAGAUCAAGAAAUUUCUGUGCCAAAGCCUGAGCCUCUCCUAACUGAAAACCCUCAGCGUUUCGUGAUGUUCCCUAUCCACUACCACGACAUCUGGACAAUGUACAAAAAGCAUGUCGCUAGCUUUUGGACAGCAGAGGAGCUCGACAUAUCCCAAGACCUCAGAGACUGGGAAAGGCUAAAUGACAACGAAAGACACUUCAUAAAGUACGUCCUGGCCUUCUUCGCAGCCUCUGACGGCAUUGUCCUUGAAAACCUCGCUAACAGAUUUUUCAAUGAUAUCCAAAUCCCAGAAGCCCGUGCCUUUUAUGGAUUCCAAAUGGCAAUGGAAAACAUCCACAGCGAGACCUACUCCAUGCUGAUUGACGCUUACAUCACAGAUCAAACUGAAAAGAACAUCCUCUUCAACGCAAUUGAAAACUACCCUUCAAUUAAAAGAAAAGCUGACUGGGCUUUGAAAUGGGCCUCAAGUGACGCUCCGUUUGCCCAGAGACUUUUAGCUUUUGCAGCAGUUGAAGGGAUCUUUUUCUCAGGAAGCUUCUGUGCUAUCUUUUGGCUAAAGAAAAGAUCAUUGAUGCCAGGACUUACAUUUUCUAAAUUCCUCCCUUUAAAUUGAAAUAAAUAUCACUGAAUUUUCAUUUUUUUAGUAAUUCCUCUUUAAAUUAUGCAAAAUUUUAUGUAGAUUGCUAUGGCUAAUUUCAUAGAAAAAAGUGCUGGUAGAAUAUUUAUUAAACAGAUUUCACAUUGAAUCAAUUAAUUUUUUGAAUUAAUUCUCCAUUAAAAUAAACUAAAUUAAAAAUUAUGGGUCCAAUUAAUAUUUUUAAUUUUAAAAUUUUUAAUAUAAUUUUUUUAAAAAUAAUUAACUCCCCUUUAAAUUGGAACACGAUUUUUGUUCAAAUUUAAAGGAGGAGAGUAAUGAGCUAAUAAGCAGAGAUGAAGGACUUCAUACAGAUUUUGGCUGUUUGCUAUAUACUUAUAUAGCUAACAAGCUUUCACAGGAGACUGUGCAUGAUAUCAUUCGUGAAGCCAUUGACAUCGAAAAAGGGUUCAUCAUUGAUGCCCUACCAGUGGAACUGAUUGGGAUGAACUCAAGACUUAUGAGCCAAUACCUUGAGUUUGUAGCAGACAGGCUAUUAGUCAGCUUAGGAUACGAAAAGCUAUAUAGAGCCGCCAAUCCAUUUGAGUGGAUGGAGAUGAUUUCCAUGCAAGGAAAAACCAACUUCUUUGAGAAGAGAGUCAGUGACUACCAAAAGACAGGAGUUAUGGCUGAUAAAAGCGAAAAAGAGUUUAGACUGGACGUAGAGUUUUAA